CGGCGGCCUGUUCGUUUCGAAGCGUUUCUUUUUUUCCUUUCCUUUCUCGCGUCUCCUUUUAGCCCUCUGCGCGUAGAAAUCGGCCCCAGGCCGGGCUAUGGCAAACCGGACAGUAAAAGAUGCGCACAGCAUCCACGGCACCAACCCGCAGUACUUGGUGGAGAAGAUCAUUCGCACCCGCAUCUAUGAGUCUAAGUACUGGAAAGAAGAAUGUUUCGGCCUCACCGCUGAACUGGUUGUGGAUAAAGCUAUGGAACUGAGAUAUACUGGUGGAGUUUAUGGUGGAAACAUCAAGCCUACACCAUUCUUGUGCUUGACCUUGAAGAUGUUGCAGAUACAGCCUGAGAAGGACAUCAUUGUUGAAUUUAUAAAGAAUGAAGACUUCAAAUAUGUGAGGUUGCUGGGAGCAUUGUAUAUGAGACUGACUGGUACUGCCAUAGACUGUUACAAAUAUCUUGAACCAUUGUACAAUGAUUAUCGAAAAAUAAAAAGUCAAAAUAGAAAUGGAGAGUUUGAGCUAAUGCACGUGGACGAAUUCAUUGAUCAACUACUUCAUGAUGAGCGUGUUUGUGAUAUCAUUUUACCCAGACUACAGAAACGAUACGUUCUAGAAGAAGCUGAACAACUAGAGCCACGGAUUAGUGCUUUGGAAGAGGAUAUGGAUGAUGUGGAGUCUAGUGAGGAUGAGGAAGAGGAGGAUGAAAAGCUGGAAAGAGCUCCCUCACCUGAUCACAGGAGAAGAGGCUACAGAGAUCUAGAUAAACCUCGCAGGUCUCCAACCCUGCGUUACAGGAGAAGCCGAAGCAGAUCUCCUAGGAGGCGAAGCCGAUCACCGAAGAGGAGAAGUCUAUCACCACGCCGGGAAAGGCAUCGCAGUAAGAGCCCAAGGAGGCACCGAAGUAGAUCUAGAGAAAGACGCCACAGAUCAAGAUCUAAAUCACCAGGGCAUCAUCGUAGCCACAGACAUCGCAGCCAUUCCAAGUCCCCAGAAAGAUCUAAAAAGAGCCAUAAGAAGAGUCGUCGAGGAAAUGAAUGACCCUUAACAGUUCAAAAAUGAAACCCACUUUUUUUUUUUUGGACAUUGUCAGGCUAGAUAGAAGCUGUUGUGGCAGCUGAUCUUUUUUAAAAAAUAGCUUUUUGGUCGAUAUUGUAUUGUUCAAUAACUUUAACUCAGUGGGAAGUUCUUUCAGCAUAUAUUUGAUCAUACUUGCUCCUUUUACAAGAAAAGGAGUGUCAUGCUAGGAUGUAAGUGGUUUAAAAUUCUUUACAUUUAAUACCUAGCAAAACAGAAAAGGAAUUGUUUAAACUCUUGCAAGACCUAUUAUGGAAGCCUUGCCUUCUUAAGUAUUUGUAUAAUUUUUGUCUGUUUUUAUGUAAUUCCUAAUUUUAACUGAGCCAAAAGGUUGGCAGAACAUAAUUCUGUAGAGAUUUAUUUGUAAGUGUGGAAGAUAGAGAGCUACUGUUGUAAUUUCUGUAUUAAAAUAUUUGAUAAGUAAACCACA
This is a messenger RNA of Varanus komodoensis (Komodo dragon), 1502 nucleotides long. It is a transcript of the gene PRPF38A, whose product is annotated as pre-mRNA processing factor 38A. Bases 98 to 1036 code for a protein of 312 amino acids. Gene Ontology annotation, cellular component: precatalytic spliceosome. The record is from RefSeq and is a predicted model, not a curated record. Lineage: Eukaryota; Metazoa; Chordata; Lepidosauria; Squamata; Varanidae. The transcript is spliced from 10 exons.